AUUUGUAAUGUCCUUUGCGAUUGCGAUGGUUGUAAACUAGUGAAACUUAAAAAAUAUAUAAAAGAAAUCAAAUGGAGUUUCAUUGAUACACAGUGACGACAUGCACAAUACCACAAAAGAAUAAAAAUGUUUUGUUUGCAUUGAUAGCCGUGGUCUCGCUUAGCUAAAAACAUGUUUAGAAGCCGUAGCUGGUUUGGUGGUGGAUGGGGUCGUCCCAAGAAUCCCCAUUCACUCGAAAGACUGAAAUAUUUACAUAACAUUUUGUGUAAAAACACGACAGUGUCUGAAAGUAAUAGAGGUACACUGGUGGAAUCCCUGAGGUGUAUAGCAGAGAUCCUAAUAUGGGGAGAUCAAAACGACAGUUCCGUGUUCGAUUUCUUCUUGGAGAAGAACAUGCUGUCUUACUUCUUGAGAAUCAUGAGACAGAAAUGUGGUGGCUCAUCUUAUGUUUGUGUGCAGUUGUUACAGACAUUAAACAUCUUAUUUGAAAACAUACGGAAUGAAACAUCACUUUAUUACCUUCUGAGUAAUAAUCAUGUUAAUUCAAUAAUAGUACACAAAUUCGACUUUUCCGACGAAGAAGUUAUGGCUUACUACAUAUCUUUCUUGAAGACUCUAAGUCUUAAACUAAACAACCACACAAUACAUUUCUUCUACAAUGAGCAUACUAAGGACUUUCCUCUAUACACAGAAGCUAUAAAAUUCUUCAACCAUACAGAGUCAAUGGUUCGUAUUGCUGUCAGGACCUUGACUCUCAAUGUGUACAGAGUGCAAGAUGCUAGUAUGUUGCGGUUUAUUAGAGACAGAACUGCAGCACCAUACUUCAGUAACUUGGUCUGGUUUAUCGGCAAGCAUAUCUUGGAAUUGGACGCAUGUGUUAGAAAUGAUGCUGACCAUCAGUCACAACAAAAAUUGGACGAUUUAGUAGCCGAACAUCUGGACCAUUUACACUACAUAAACGAUAUUCUUUGUCUCAACAUUCCUGACCUGAAUGAUGUUCUAACUGAGCAUUUACUACACAAACUUCUCGUCCCCCUUUAUAUAUACUCAUUAACCUCCGACUCUACGAGGAGACAUGCCACCUCCUCUCCAUACAAUAGAGAUCAUAUCCAAAGCAUAGAAGUUAUAACUAGAAACCUUGAAGCGAUAUUGAAAGGGAAAAACACUGAAGUCUCUCCAGGGAGAAUAAAUUUUCCAAGAAGAAUGGAGUCUGAAGAGGAGACAAAACCAUCAGUCUCUUGCGUAGUCUCUCUAUUUCUUUUGUCUCAAGUAUUUUUAAUAAUAACACACGGUCCUAUAGUCCACGCUUUGGCGUGGAUCAUAUUGCAGUCGGACUUAUCAGUAUUUGAAGAUGGUGCUACUAAAAUAUUAGAAAUGUACAUUAGUAAUGCAAAAUCGAAUGUUAAGUUAGAGUUUUCGAAGCCACAGCUCAGCCUCGAGAAGGCUCUAGAAAGUACUUCUGGUCACGAGAGGGAUUACACUACGCCCGAAUACAGCGGGCCAAAAGUGUUUGGAUACGAUACGGACCAUUCGAGUUGUGAUCUCGAUCCAGAAUUAGUCUCUACUUCUUUGCCGUCCACUUCUCAAAUAAGCGAGUCCUCCAGCAUUGCUCACGAUUCGACUGAAGAUUUAGUAACUCAAAUACAUUCUAUGAAAUCGAGUGAGUUGACAUCGCCUAAGGAAAAUAUGCCUGAUUCACCGUUACCCGACUCCGGUAUAGAGUCGGGUUCGAGUAAAACUUGCUCGGAGCUAAAUAAUAUAACGGAUGAAGAGAAGCAGAAAUUACUCGGUGCUACCCCUACCACGACUAGGGAGAGGUCGUUGACAUUAGAUAGUAUAUUAGAGAGAGAAAACAAAGAGAUAGAAAAACGGCCAUUUUUAAAGACUAUUCUAGAUUCGUUGGACUGUAGUGAAAACGAUUACAAAGCGUUGUUUGCUCUGUGCCUAUUGUUCGCAUUGAUAAACAAUAAAGGUGUGAACACCGAGUUGUUAGACACACUUUUGUGUCCAGAACCGGAAAUUAUUGGUGCUAUGUCAAGUACCGCCAACAUAGAGACUGAGGCGACAUCUAACGAAAGCAGUGAGCAAACGCCCCCUACGCCUGCAGUGAGAUGUUCGAUGCAAAGUUUUAAUAUUUUAUUAAUUUCUAAGUUAAUGACGAUAGCAAAUUUAAGCUGUAAGCCUGCGUCAAAAGUCCGCCUAGUGACCUUAGAACUGAGCGUGACACUAAUGCGUAUCGCGAUGCAAGGCGCGUCCGGAGUGGCGGGCGGUCGUCACCUGUCCGCAGCAGAUACGUUGCGGAGCCGCGCGGCGGCACUAGCUAGAAACUUCUACAAGUGUGAUGAUAUAUUCCUCGAUAUGUUUGAAGAUGAGUACUGCGAAAUGAGCAAGCGUCCGCUGAAUGUUGAAUGGCUGUGUAUGGAUGCAGCGAUAUUGUUACCACCUACUCGAACCCCUAUGUCUGGGAUAGCGUUUGCCAAGCGACUACCUAGUGGUGAAAUGGAAAGAGCCAGAAGGGCAAUUAGAACAUUUUUCCUAAUACGGGACCUCUACUUGAAGUUGACUGGAAAGCCCGAGACCCAGCUGCCUCUAACUAAUCCGGCGCCAUUCGUUCAAGUUGGAGAUGUUUUAGAUCUAAAUGACUCUGAUCUCAUAUCAUGUGAUAUAAUACAGAAGGACGGCACUUGGCACCACAGGUUCCUGGCUGUAGACAAUAUACAGAUCAUAUUGGUUGAGCCAGAUAAACAAAGGUUGGGUUGGGGCAUAGCGAAGUUAGUUGGCAGCCUGCAGGACCUAGAAAUUCAAGGCGACAAAGAAGAUCCUCGUUGCCUCCACCUAACCAUUCACAAGCCGCGUGUGGGCGCCAGUGGCGCCCUCCCUCGUACCGUACUACUUCGCGCCAAGUUCAAAUUUGACGAUCACAUACGCAGUAUGGCGGCCAAGCAAAGACUAACUAAGGGUCGAACGAAAUCCCGACAAAAGAAGAUGCAGCAGAUCGGCCGCUUGCUGGAGGUGUCGGGCGUAUCCGCGCCGACGAUGGCGCCGCGGCAUCGUCCGCUAUUCUCGCGACCGGGCCUCACCGCUGUCCGACGCUCCACCGGUAGCGAUGGUGACGACACAGACCGGAGACUACGUAGACCGAGCGCUCACAUGCUAAAAGACGGCAUCGUCGUUUAUAGAGAACGGACGACAAGUCGGGAAAGAAUACUACCUUGGUCCACUCAGUCAGACAAUAUUAGUAGAAAGGUGUUGGCAGUUAUGGAUUCACUGAGAAGCAGCGUGUCGCGUAACAGCAGCACCCACGGAUCCAGGGAUAGUUCCCCGAGGUCGCGUCCUGAGGACAUACCACUCGAAGAUAUUAGGAAGAGCACAGGGAUGGCAGGCAACGAUUCCGCUACUCCUGUUACGCAGCCGAGUCAACCGAGCACAUCGACACAGCUGCCAAAGCAAUCAAACUCUUCAGAAGAGACUUCUUUUAUAUCAGCUGAUGCGCCGCGGCCGAAGCGUAAGGGGCUCGUCGAGACCAUUUGAUAUUAGCUACAAUAUAAACGUAACUAAGAAUAUGCAUCUUAAACCUUGUUACUGUGAGUUUAAUUUACAAUAUCAGUGAAUGUUUGAAAACAUAUGCUAUCUUUUGUAGAAUAAGAUGCAUAUUUAAUAUGUGAUCAUUGGUAAUAUUACACGUAAAGUUUAUCAACAAGAAAAUUAAAUCUCCUAGUAAAAUAUGUAAAGAAUUUGACAAAUAUCAAAUAUAAAAUCAAUUCCAUCUGGACGUAGAUGCUAAAGAAUAUUAUUAUGUUAACAACAUGUUAAAUUUACUCGUUUCCGUACACAGUUUUUUCUAAAAUGUGCUACUAUUCUGUCAGGAUAGGAUUUAUUUUAAACAAACAUUGUUAUACUUUGUUCCUAAAUUAUCUUACGGCAUAUUGGGAUUAAAAAGGAGCAGCGAUAGCGAUAGCUAGAGAUUGUCGGGUUUCAGAUAAAAAAAUAGAUUGGAAGACAUGAUACAGUUUGUCAUCAUUAAAAGUGUACAUUUAUUUUAAUUAAUAUUCUACUGUCAUUAUGUUUAAAAACGAAUCUUCAACUUAUCAAACAAUAUGCCAUAGAUUUUUGACAUUACAGAGCCAUUAUGGUCUGUGAAUAAUGCUUAAAAUUAUAUCACGAUACAUUAUGUUUUAAACUAGUGUUGCCAUAGUUGAAGGUUUGCAUUAUUCUAAAAAAAUGGCUAUUGUAGCAUGAUCGUGAUUAAAAAUUAGUAAAUUAAAAAUUUGACUAAUAAAUGAUAAUUAUUUCAGACGUUUUAAUGAAACAGAAGAUAUAAAUUUAAAUUAAUUUUAUAAAAAAUCCAAUCUUAUCAUAGUUUUUGUUUUAUCAAAUUUGAAAUAAAACCUUUGUUAGUAAAAAGAAAUUGUAAUAAUAAAGAAAAAACACUGAUUUUCAUAAUCAUCCCACCUAAAAUAAACGCCAUUUGAUUUAAAAAUGUCAUGUUUAGAUUAAUUCCCCCAUUAACCGUUACACUAGUUCUGAUAUUAUUCCAUAUUGAAUACUGCACUAAAAUAAUCUAGCACAGUGCCAUCAAAUGAAUAUUUCCGAAAAUCAAUUCAUCCUAAGUUUAAAAAAGGCUCAUUCAAAUUUUAACUAACAAUUUUUUUUUCUAUAACUUUUUUAAUAAUAUCUUAUAGUAUGGUGUUAAAAAAUGAACUGCGAUAACUUGGCGAGAUAUAUAUAUAUACACCAAUUAAACCCAUCCACACAAAUUAUAUUUAAAAAUAUUUACAAUUUUUAUGGUUUAUUAAAGUAAAAAGUGGGUAGUGAAAGUCUGUUUUCUUUAUUUUCCAUUAAAUUAAGAUUUUUUUAAUUAAAUUGAAAACAGAAGAAGAUUAUUUUAUUUACAGUACAUUUUUUAAUCACCAUAUUUAGCAACUAUGACGUAUUGCGUAAGCAUUAGUUUUUUUAUUUAAACAUUGUAGAUAGUGUAGAGUAAUAAAAAAAAUAUUGUCAAAGUUGUAUUUUUGUAAACUGUACGAUAUGGAUCUCUCGUUACGUCCGUAUAUAUGUGUAUGUGAUAGAUAUUUGUAGAUAGAUAUAAGGCGAUUUCAUACGAAUAAUAAUUACAAUUAAGUAACCAAUUAAUAAGAGAAUAAAUUUACUGUUUUGUGUAAAGCAUUAAAAUCAUAACCCCGCCUGCACUAUCCAUAUCUAUCCCUGUUGGCGGGGCGCUAGUGAUGAAUUAAUAAAAAAAUUACUCCGAUAGUUUCCAGGGCAAACCGCGUGGAGGUCGAUCUGUUAAGAUAUGUUGCUAGGCUAUGAGGCUAUUAGUCCAUUACAUAAGUGUUGCAGGAUGGCAUUUUUAAAGGUAUCAGUAUGACUGGGAUUUGGUCGAUUAUUUCUUAUCACUUGGCCUGGAAAGAUGGAAUAAUAUUUGUUUCAAAAGGGAUUUAAUCCAUAGACAAAACAUCCUUUAUCUGCGCAGAUACUUAGUCGCCUUGUACGUCAAUCUGAAAAAAAGGUGGUGUCAGUCAUCUUGCUUGUGAUAUUUUGAAUGGCGAUGUUUGAAGGUUUACCAUGAAUUGUAUAUUUAUAUAUGGUCUAUAUUUAUAUAUAAUGGUAUUUAUCUGUACAUUUUAGCCUAUGUCUACACGACAAUUUGGUUAGUUGGUCAGAAUAAUUUAAAUUCCGGAUAAGGGAAUUAAAAAAAAAUCUGAUUAACUAACCAAUUGAUUACAGCUACAAAUGUGCUCAAUAUAACACCUAAUUCAACAAAAUCUAUACCCGACAGUUAAGAUCUUAAAUGCUGUUCAGCUUGUUUGCCAUAAAAAAAAAUAGUAAAAUAAUUUAAAAAGAGAAAUUCGUUUGAAAUCGCCUUUUUAUAAUUAAGUCUGCGAUUUUUUUUCCUGUAUCACCUAUUAUUUAUUCUAAUUGUAUACGUUAUAAUUUUAUCGCAUAUUUUUUAUACCUUUUCUACAAAGAUUAAAACUUGAAAUUUACUUUUUUUUUUAUAUAAAAUACGCAGACUUCCAUUUAGAUAGUAAAUUAUUAAUUAUAGUCUUUUGGUAUUAUAUUAAAUGGAUAUAUUUUUUAAGAUAGAUGUUUUAGUUUAAUAUUUUUUUAUAUAUUUAGUUAUAAAUUAUUUCAUGGCGUAUUGUAAGCACACAAUGGUGGUUGUUGUUUAAUAAUAAAUUUGAUUGGUAGAUAAAAUAACUUGUAAAGAAAUAGCAAACACAGAAUGAAAAACCACUAAAUAGUACUUACACAGUUAUACAUGAUUUUCCUCCAAAUUUAAUAUUUGAUAGAAAUAGAUGUAACACAUUCAAAUUUAGAACUACAGACUACAGGGUCGUUUCUGAAGCAUCAUUUCUCUAAGCAUAUCUCUGAAAUGAUAAUUGUAAUAUAAAACCAGAAAUAACAACCAAAUCUUUAUUCUAGGGACUAAAUUAUUAAUAGAUUUAAUUAAAAAUAUAUAGUAAAGUAACUGCUUACCAUCAGAUGGGUCGUAUGCUUGUUUGUAACCACAGUGGUUUAAAAAAAAAUAUAAAUUUAUGAUGGUCAAUAAUACAGUCAUUUCGUGAAACUGUCAGAUUAAAAUAUAUUAUGAGAUAGGUCGAGAGAAAUAACGUAUCAGAAACGACCCCAUUGGAAAUUAUAGGCACCAACUUCAUGUAUGAUUUUAUAGUAUAUGUUCAUUAUUUUUAGUGCCAUAUUACACUAUCAAAUAUCUACCUAUUAUCAUAUGCAGAUAAUAUUUAUCAAUACAAUAUUUAUCGAUUGCUUGGGUACCUCUGUCCCAUUCGUGUUUCAACCGUGAAGCAGUUGUGUUUGCAUGGCUGUGUUUCGGUUUGAAGGGUGGGAU
This is a messenger RNA of Galleria mellonella (greater wax moth), 6850 nucleotides long. It is a transcript of the gene ema, whose product is annotated as protein CLEC16A homolog. The transcript is spliced from 18 exons. NCBI's taxonomy places the organism in Eukaryota, Metazoa, Arthropoda, Insecta, Lepidoptera, Pyralidae. The coding region runs from base 172 to 3531 and encodes 1119 amino acids. The record is from RefSeq and is a predicted model, not a curated record. Gene Ontology annotation, cellular component: late endosome; endolysosome membrane. Gene Ontology annotation, biological process: regulation of autophagosome maturation; endosomal transport; endosome to lysosome transport.